AUGCUCCGCCAGGCUAGCCAGUCGAUAUUGUCCAAAGGACGCCGGACGUUCUCGCAAUCUGCGGCUCGUAGAAGCUAUGCGGACACUAUUCAGAACCUACUCAUCCAUAAGGACACCAAGGUGCUGUGUCAAGGGCUUACGGGGAAGACUGGUACUUUCCAUGUAAGAGAAGCGCUAGACUACGGGACGAACAUGGUCGGCGGCGUGUCGCCCAACAAAGCCGGUCAGACACAUCUGGGACUCCCAAUUUUCGGGAGUGUACGAGAGGCAGUAGCUGCCACGAAACCCGACGCAACUGUCCUGUACGUGCCCCCGCCAACGGCGGCCGACGCGAUUAUCGAGGCUAUCGAGAAUGAGAUUGGGCUCAUUGUGUGCAUUACGGAGGGAAUUCCUCAGUCCGAUGAGAUUCGUGUGAUGAACGCACUGAAGAGCCAGUCAAAGUCACGGCUUGUCGGUCCCAACUGUCCUGGCGUUAUCAACCCUCUAGGGUGUAAAAUGGGCAUCCAGCCAGGGCAUAUACACAAACCUGGGCGAAUCGGCAUCGUCUCGCGGUCCGGAACGCUAACGUACGAGGCCGUGGCGCAGACGACGGACGUGGGCCUCGGUCAGUCACUUUGCAUCGGCAUUGGGGGCGACCCGUUCCCCGGUACCCAGCACGUCGACGUCAUCAAGGUCUUCCUCGAGGACCCUAAUACGGAAGGUAUUGUGAUCAUCGGAGAGAUCGGUGGGUCGAUGGAGGAGGAGGCUGCUGAGUACCUGGAGAAGUAUAACAAGAGUCGGCCGAAUCCUAAACCGGUGGUUGGGUUCAUUGCUGGACGUACGGCGCCGCCAGGGCGUCGUAUGGGACAUGCUGGUGCCAUCAUCUCUGGCGGAAAAGGUGCCGCUGGUGACAAGGUGAAGGCGCUGGAGCAGGCGGGCGUCGUCGUCACAGACAGCCCGGCUAAAAUUGGGUCAGAGAUGCUUAAAGCAAUGAAAGCCGCUGGCCUCGUCUGA
This is a messenger RNA of Cyclocybe aegerita, 993 nucleotides long. NCBI's taxonomy places the organism in Eukaryota, Fungi, Basidiomycota, Agaricomycetes, Agaricales, Hemipholiotaceae. The record is from the annotation of a GenBank genome assembly.